AUGGAUGUUAUUGAAGAAUUGUUAAAAAGUAUAUCAAUUAAUGACUUCAAUAUCGGCUCCGCACACUGGGUGGACGUAACUCACAUAAACAAUCCACACAGCUUCUUUGUACGUCCUACAGUAUACAGAAAGUAUUUGCCUGUUGUGCAGGCAUAUGGAGAUAAUUUACUUCCUGCAGAUUUGCAGUUACAACAAAUCGUUGUUUUCAAGUCAAAGCUUAUGAAGUGUCAUGUUAGGGGUCAAGUAUUGUCUAUUCAAGAUGAGGACAGUGAAACUACAUGUGACCUAUACGCUCUAGAUAACGGUUGCAUUGAGAAAUCUGUGAAACUAAAGAAAGUGUAUAAACCAUUCCAUACCUUCAACAUUCCAACUCUAGCAAUACAUUGCCAGUUAGCAGAUUGUCAACCACAAAAUGAGACAUGGAGUCAAAAACCAAUAGAAUCUAUGAAAUAUUUUGUGGGUAAAGAGAGAGCUAGAAUUAUUAUAAGAGGAAAGACCAUAGAUUCACUUAUAGUGGAGUUGCAUAACUCAUGUCCUGAUGAUAUUGCUACUAUGUUGGCUUUAUGUGGCUACUCAACACUUGGAUAUGGUGAGAACAUGGUUAGUAGAUUUCCUUCAACAACUACUGAAAAACAUUACUUUACUUUUAAUGAACUUAAGGUUGGAGAAGAAAUUACUGUCCGUAUGCAGAUUGGUCAAUCAUUAACAUCAUUCUUUGUAGCGCAAGUUUCGGAUUACAAACGCUAUAUUAAUGAAAGAGAUAAUUUCACAUAUGCCUCUAAAAAACAACAAAUUUUGAGAUUAGAAGAUGUUAAAGCAGGUUUACCCGUUGGUGUACUAAUUGACACAUACAUGAAAUAUGAGAGAGCUGUAAUCAAAGAGAUUACAGUACCAGACAGUAGGGUUAAAGUACAACUAAUGGACUGGGGAAAGAUAUUAGAAGUCCCAUAUAAUUCAUUAAAACCUAUAUCACACCAAUUUAUCACUUAUCCUGCUAUGGCUAUAUAUUGUUGUGUAGAAGAAAACCAAACUUGGGAUAAUAGCCUAUAUAAAUUUUUGUACCCUGGUUAUGAAUUUAAGAUCACUGUUGUUGCAAUAGGUAAUAAAUUCGAUUCACCAUAUAUUGUUCAUAUAUCACCCAUAGUUUGA
Molecule: messenger RNA, 1149 nt
Organism: Diatraea saccharalis (sugarcane borer)
Lineage: Eukaryota; Metazoa; Arthropoda; Insecta; Lepidoptera; Crambidae
Source: the annotation of a GenBank genome assembly